Messenger RNA from Sphaerodactylus townsendi, 1700 nucleotides. RefSeq names its product NOP2/Sun RNA methyltransferase 5 (gene NSUN5). The coding region runs from base 82 to 1548 and encodes 488 amino acids. The transcript is spliced from 10 exons. Gene Ontology annotation, molecular function: methyltransferase activity. Gene Ontology annotation, biological process: rRNA base methylation. Gene Ontology annotation, cellular component: nucleolus. Lineage: Eukaryota; Metazoa; Chordata; Lepidosauria; Squamata; Sphaerodactylidae. The record is from RefSeq and is a predicted model, not a curated record.
UUCUGAAGCCCUCCAAGUGCCGUUCGGGGAGUCUUUUCCGGUGUCUUCCACGUGUCUCUUCGGUAUUUAGGGUAUUCCUGAAUGAGUGGUGGGAUCGCGAUGGCGGUGCGCGGACGAGGCGGCGGUGGACGACGAAGCGGGCCCGGACUGUACGGAGCGGCUGCCUCCGUUUUGGCAGGGCUGGAAAACGGGGAAGGGUCCCUGAAGACCCUUGUUUACGGAAGCAGCUUCCAGAACCCUCGGCCGCUGUAUGCUCUUGCUUCGGAGACCCUGCGCUAUUCCGACGUGCUGGACACGAUCUUGGGUGCCGCUGGUUUGCUCCGCAUUGAGAAGAAAUUGCAACCACUCCUGGCCAAGGUGUUGGUGUACGAUUUGCUGUUCGGCAAGGGGCUGCGUGGGGGCGGGCGAUGGAAGGCCCUGGUGCUCAAGCACCAAGCACGGCUAAAGGCGGAGCUUGCUCGCUUGAAAGUCCAGAAGAAGGUGAGCCGCAAUGAAGACCUGCUGCCACCUUCAGGACAAGCUGAACAAGCCCCACAGAUACCACGCUAUGUCCGGGUGAACACACUGAAAACACACCUGGAUGACGUUGUGGAUUACUUCAAACGGCAGCAGUAUUCUUACCAGGGCAAGGCUGGCAGCAUGGAGGAAGUGUGCUCCUUGUCACGAAAGAAGUUCUUCUUGGAUUCCCACCUUCCUGAGCUGCUGAUCUUUCCUCCGCAGACGGACUUCCAUGACAAUCAGCUGUACGUGGCUGGGCAUAUUAUCCUGCAAGACAAGGCCAGCUGCCUCCCCGCUUUUCUCCUCAACCCUCCACCAGGGUCCCAUGUGAUCGAUGCCUGUGCUGCACCUGGUAACAAGACCAGCCACCUGGCUGCUGUCAUGAAGAACAAGGGCCGGCUCUUCGCCUUUGACCUAGACGCCAAGCGCCUGGCCACCAUGAGCACGAUGUUGAUGCGGGCCGGGGUCACCUGCUACCAGCUGGCUCAUCAAGACUUCUUAACUACAGACCCCGGAGACCCCAAAUACAGCCAAGUGAGAUACAUCCUUCUGGAUCCCUCGUGCAGUGGCUCAGGAAUGACCAGCCGGUCGCCAGUGGAAGAGAACACCCCUCUUGCGGAGCGGCUGCAGGCGCUGUCUGGAUUUCAGAGAAAAAUGCUGGCUCAUGCCUUGAGCUUUCCUGCCCUCCAGCGCCUGGUUUAUUCCACAUGCUCAAUAUACCAGGAAGAAAAUGAGGAUGUGGUUUGGGACGUGUUGCAGCAGCGGGAAAAAGACUUCAGGCUGGUCAAAGUCUUGCCCUCCUGGUCCCAUCGCGGUUCAGGCACCUUCGCUGAGGCCAAGUUCUGCCUCCGUGCUUCCCCAAAGGAAACGCUGACAAACGGGUUCUUUGUUGCAGUGCUGGAGAGGCGGCCAACGGGAGCCGAUGAGGAAAGCUCUUCUGGUUAUUUCAGUCCUAGCUCCACGACUGCAGUCUCUGAGGCUGAAAACAGGGAAGGAGAAUCUCGCCUUGUUCCCAAAAAGAAGACGAGAAAGGCUAGAGCUGCUUUGUGAAUGGGCGGAGAAGCUCGUCGCUGGAGUUUACAUACAGGAAGCUUCUGGAGUCAGAGGAGACCAAGACUGCCCAUGUGAACUGCAGCAGGGAUGGGUUGAGACAGCGAAAACUUUUGGAGAUGGAAUAAAAAAGAAAAUGGAUUUUUUUCCCC